Molecule: messenger RNA, 1227 nt
Organism: Arachis stenosperma
Lineage: Eukaryota; Viridiplantae; Streptophyta; Magnoliopsida; Fabales; Fabaceae
Exons: 1
Coding region: 1-1227 (408 amino acids)
Source: RefSeq, a predicted model, not a curated record
AUGGUUUUCGAUUCUGCUGGUCUAGAAGAUCCUCAUGUAGAGGCUAAAAACUUUUUUGAUCUUCUUGAGGCAGUUCAAAAUCCUUUGUGGGAAGGUUGUGUGCACUCUCAACUAUUGAUAGCUGUUAGAAUGCUAUACAUUAAGGCCGAGAGAAACCAAUCACAGGAGUCAUUUAAGCAAUGGGCCACCUUAAUUAGGGAAAUUGCUCCUGAGGGUAGUGCUAUACCUAGGGAUUACUAUGAGGCUAAGAAGUUAAUGCAAAAGCUUGGAUUGAAGGCAAUCAAAAUAGAUUGUUGCUCAAACAAUUGCAUGUUGUAUCGAAAAGACGAUGCUGCUCUAACUAGUUACAAGUUUUGUGAAGCACCUAAAUUCAAGCCUAUUUCCGAUGGUGAUUGUAAGUCCAAGAGAGUUCCUAUCAGACGGAUGCACUACUUACCCUUAAUCCCUAGACUUCGAAGGCUUUAUGCGUUAAUGAGUUCAGCUCCGCACAUGACGUGGCAUAUAAAAAACCAACGUGAUGAUGGCGUGAUGACCCAUCCGUCACAUGGGGAUGCAUGGAAAAGCUUUGACCGUAUCCACUCUGAUUUUGCUUUGGAGCCUAGAAACAUUAGGUUAGGUCUUUGCUCUGAUGGUUUUACCCCAAAUAUCCAAUUUAGCAAGCUUUAUUCUUGUUGGCCCGUAAUUAUAAUUUCAUACAAUCUACCUCCUGGAAUGUGUAUGAAAGAUCCCUAUUUGUUCUUGACUUGCUUAAUACCUGGUCCUAAUAACCCUAAAGCCAACCUUGAUGUAUUCUUGGGACCCUUGAUUGACAAAUUAAAUGAGUUGUGGAAUCUUGGUAUUUUGACGUAUGAUAUUGUAGAAAAGAAGAAUUUUGUCUUAAAGGCAGCAUUGAUGUGGACUAUCAAUGAUUUUCCGGCUUAUGGGAUGUUGUCUGGGUGGAUGACACAAGGAAGAUUGUCAUGUCCUAUUUGCAUGGAGGAUACCAAGUCUUUUACACUAUCACAUGGAGGCAAGGCAUCAUGGUUUGAUUGUCAUCGGAGGUUUUUGCCGAUAAAUCGCCCUUAUAGGCACAAUAAGAAUGACUUCAGGAAGAAUAAAAUAGAAAGUGAAGAGGCUCCUACCAGAUUAAGUGGUUUGGAGGUUUGGAAAAGGGUUAACGGACUUGGGAAGAUAUCAGAUAAUGGAAAGUGGAUCAAAUCGCGAGAGUAUGAUAUUACUCACAAUUAG